Messenger RNA from Didymella exigua CBS 183.55, 3816 nucleotides. RefSeq names its product glycosyltransferase family 1 protein. Gene Ontology annotation, biological process: carbohydrate metabolic process. The record is from RefSeq and is a predicted model, not a curated record. Gene Ontology annotation, molecular function: hexosyltransferase activity; UDP-glycosyltransferase activity. The annotation marks the transcript as partial. Lineage: Eukaryota; Fungi; Ascomycota; Dothideomycetes; Pleosporales; Didymellaceae. The transcript has 3 exons.
CCUUCCACGAUGGCUACUGAAGAGUCCAUAGUUUCUCCUACAGGGAUGGUGAUCAACGAGCCUACAUUUCCAAACGUCGCAGGCGACUCUGCACCGAAGAAGGGGAGCACAACAAUCAACUUCCCCACAUCAGCAUCUUCUACGCCUACACACAUCUCCGAACAUGAUCUUACACAGUCUGAUGCAGCAGAAGCGCCUUCCAAGACAAAAACACAAGAAGUCUCGGCACCGCGACGUCUACAGGAACGCUCCGCGACUGAGCGACCGAAGCCCUCUACACAACAUUCACUGCUCAGAAACCUACCAACUUCUCGCAGAGAACGCCCAGCGCCAGUCCAACGACAAACCACCAUCACCUUCGAUCACAGCUCAUCCGACUCAGACUCCUCAGAGGAUGAACAAUACCCAGCGAAGAGCACGAGUCGCGACGAGACAGUGCAGAGACAAGAGUCUCAAACACACUCGCGAAGCGGGCGACGGUCAUCGACAAUGAAUCCAUUUGCUCGAUUCAAAGUCUCCAAUGAGCACUUCCAGACCAAGGGAUCUGUUAAGAGCGAUGGCCGUCUGAAGCUAAGCAUACUGGAGGAGGACAUGGGCAGCGGCUACAUCGCGAAAGCUUUGGGUGCUAUGAUACAUAAGCAUGGCAAAGAUGACGGCUCGCAAACGGUGCAGUCGUAUGAUGCAUGGGGCGGGAACACCGGGAAGAUUGCGCCAGACGAAGAUGAGAUGGAGCACGACCCGUCCCGGCGCCUGAGAUUGAACAUCGUGAUCAUCAUAAUCGGGUCUAGAGGAGACAUCCAACCGUUCAUUCGCAUUGGCAAGAUCCUAAAAGAGGAUUACGGUCAUCGUGUCCGCAUCGCAACCCACCCAGCAUUCAAAGACUUUGUGCAGAAUGAUUCUGGUUUGGAGUUCUUCUCUGUGGGAGGCAACCCAGCUGAGCUGAUGGCCUUCAUGGUGAAGAACCCAGGUCUGAUCCCGAACAUUGAUACCAUCAAGGGCGGAGAAAUCGGUCGCCGCAGAGCGCAGAUGUAUGAGAUGUUUCAGGGCAUGUGGCGCGCAUGUAUCAAUGCUACAGACGACGAGACCGAUCACACGAAUGCGAAGAUGAUGGGAGAUAAGGCUCCCUUCGUUGCGGACGCGAUUAUCGCAAACCCUCCCAGCUUCGCACCUGCCCACAUUGCUGAGAAACUGGGUAUACCACUUCACAUGAUAUUCCCGUACACCCCUACAGUACAAUUCCCGCAUCCGCUUGCAAACAUAAAGGUCAGCAACGUCGAGCCCUCGUACAGCAACUUCAUGUCUUAUCCCCUCGUCGAGAUGAUGAUGUGGCAAGGCCUUGGAGAUUUGAUCAACCGCUUUCGAACCCAGGUCCUUCAUUUGGAGGACAUCAGUACGUUGUGGGCACCUGGACAGCUCUACCGAUUGAAAGUGCCAUACACGUACAUGUGGUCCCCAGGGAUCAUUCCUAAGCCUAAAGAUUGGGGACCAGAGAUCGAUGUCACUGGGUUCGUCUUCCUCGACCUUGCGUCAAACUUUACGCCGCCGGACGACCUAAAGAAGUUCCUCGAUGAAGGCGAUGCCCCAGUGUAUAUCGGUUUCGGUUCCAUUGUGGUGGACGAUCCUGACAAGUUCACAAACUUGAUCUUCGAAGCCGUCAAGAUGGCCGGUGUACGCGCAUUGGUUUCUAAGGGUUGGGGUGGGUUUGGAUCGAACUCAGACUGCCCGGAUAACGUCUUUAUGCUGGAAAAUACUCCUCACGACUGGCUGUUUCCGAGAUGCAAAGCAGUCGUGCAUCAUGGAGGUGCCGGUACUGCUGCUAUCGGACUCAAGUGCGCGAAGCCGACCAUGAUCGUCCCUUUCUUUGGUGACCAGCCUUUUUGGGGUGCUAUGGUAAGCAAAGCUAAAGCGGGGGCGCACGAGUGCAUACCCUACAAGAACCUGACCGCGGAGCGACUGGCCGAAGGCAUCAAACAGUGCCUCACAGAAGAAGCGCAAAAGAAUGUACAGAAGAUUGCAGACAGCAUUGAGGCUGAGGGAGACGGUGCUUUGAACGCUGUGCGUUCGUUCCACCGAAGUUUACCACUGCAUGGAGAUGGCAGCAUGCGCUGCGACUUUCUAGACAACCGCGCAGCAACGUGGAAGAUCAAGAACACCAACGUCAAGCUCUCUGCCCUUGCAGCUGAGAUUCUGGUCAACAAGAAGAAGCUUAAGUGGAACGAACUUCGACUGAUCCGACACUACGAGUGGAACGACUUUGGCGGCCCAGGCGAACCAGUUACAGGACUUUGGGGCAGUAUUUACACGACCUUAACAGACGCUGCACUGGGUGUGGGUUCUGUUCCCGUUGAGAUGGGCAAGAGCCUGAAGAAGCGUGAAAGGCUAUGGGAGAAGAAACGUCAGCACCAGAAGAAGAGGCAACAGAAGAAGGAGAUUUUGGCAAGAGCGAAUGCUGAGUUGGAAAAAGAGAAGAAGACCUCUGCCGAGCAGCAUGUCGCAAAGAAAGAAGAAAAGCAGAGCGGUGGCAGACCCAAGCCGGAACGCGAAGAGUCCACCUGGUCGAAAUUGACCGAACCGGAAGAGACGCUAAACGAAGAACUCGCACACAAAGCAGCCUUCGGAUUCAGGAAGACUGGCCAUGCGCUUGCACGAUUCCCUAUGAACGUUACCCUUGCGCUGACGCAAGGCUUUCACAACGCGCCACGACUGUAUGGAGACGAGACCGUUCGACGUCCGCCAAGAGUCACAGGACUACACUCAGGUCUUCGCGCUGGUCGCGAUGAGCUAGUCUAUGGCGUCACAGAUGGUAUUAAGGGCAUCGUCACACAGCCAAUCCGUGGUGCGAAAGAGCGUGGGGUUAUGGGUGCUGUACGGGGUGUGGGCUUCGGUAUCGGUGGCUUUGUACUCAAAGACAUCGCAGCCCUGCUUGGACCAGGAGCUUACCUCAUGAAAGGCCUCGACGCUGAGUAUAUGAAGAAGUAUCAGCCUACAGUCUUCAUCCGCCGCGGCCGCAUCCAACAAGGCCAAUUGGAAUUGCAGCAGCUCGAGCACAAGACCCGCGUCACCCACAUCAGAGAAGCAGAGGGUAAGGACGUUAAGGUCAGAGAGAACCGCGACGAAGUCGAAGAUAACGUUGCUAUUCGAUGGGCCGCCCUGAAACAAGCCAUUGCGGAAGAAAAGAAGCAUAACAAGAAAGGCAUCAUCGCCUCGCUCACCGGUACUGGCGAGAAAAAAGCAGGCACGAUGGUCCCACGCAAGAGCACUUCUGUCAAGAAACCUUCAAACGCAAACAAACCACAGUCCAAGUCCGCCACCACGCCUGUCGCAAAGACAGAGACAGAAUGCAAAGGCAGAAACAGCAAAGACUACGAUCAGAUCAAGAAGAGAUUCGACACGCACCACCGACGCGGCGCUACGCUGAAUCGCAGCAGUACAGAACCUCUCGCAAUGCGCAGCUGGGACGACAGCAAAGUGUCAAGGCCCGCGAAAGCUGAGCAGAAGGACAAACCAAGGAGCACCCACGAAGAGCCGGAGUUCGAAGAAACGCAUGUUCUGGGUAAUGCGCAUCUCGAAGGCGACGCCGAGAGCGAUGAAGAUGAGAACAGACACGACCCUGUGCCCAGCGCUCCUAGGGCUGAGGCUGAGCCUAAGCGUGCAUCGACUGUGAAGGAGCAGAGUGGUCAGGCGCUGGGGCCUGGAGAGAGCACGUCUCCGGACUCGAGCUCGGAGCGCACCAAGGUUGGCACUGAGACGACAGAUUGGGUGAAGAUGAGGAUGGAUGCUGAGGAGAGGGAAGGGCUGAGGACUGCGCAGGUGUAA